Messenger RNA from Rhineura floridana, 3219 nucleotides. RefSeq names its product ubiquitin like 3 (gene UBL3). The transcript has 6 exons. Gene Ontology annotation, molecular function: protein binding. Bases 1220 to 1600 code for a protein of 126 amino acids. NCBI's taxonomy places the organism in Eukaryota, Metazoa, Chordata, Lepidosauria, Squamata, Rhineuridae. The record is from RefSeq and is a predicted model, not a curated record.
CCGCAAAAGACCAGAAGGCGGAGCCAAAAGGGAGUGGGGGAUGGGGGUGCUGCUGGGUCCGUCUUUCCCCUGCCGUGUCCCCUUUUCUCAGCUCGGCGCAGACGCCAUGUUGGUUUGAAAGGAAGAUGACAAGAGGCGGCUGCAGGAGUAGAGGCGGCGGUGGGCGGCGAAGGGUACCCGGGAACGGCUCGCGCUGAGGAAAACAAGAUACGCAGUUUCUCUUCACCCUUUUCCUCGCUUAUUUUCUCCGUUCCGGCUCUGAGGGAGACCAGAGAAGGGCAAGCAGCCUCGCCGCGUCAGCUGUGGGGGGUUUCCGUUAACCGUCUGCUGCUGAGGGAGCCCUUUGGACGAGGGAGAGGAAGAGGUGGAGAAGGGACUGGCAAAAGAGGAGCAGGAGCGGCGGCGAUGAUGAGCGCAGAGACCUGAGGAAGGAGAGGCGGAGCGGGGCGGCGAGCGCUGUUCCUGCUAGAGGCGACUGCAGUUUAAAUCCCCCCUUGAGCUGCUGCUGCUGCAGUUUGAGGGGGGAGAGUGUUGCUUCUUUUGUGUUCCCCCUCCUUUCUCUGCUGUUUGGUUUUUUUGCUAAAUAUUACAAAGCUUUUAAGAAAGACCUGUAAGAAGACGAGGAGAACCCUCUCCCCCGCCUCCUCUCUCUAGUCUCCUGACCCCUGCUUUACUCUGAGGAUUGGGAAGAGGACGAAAGAAGCCCUCGAACAACUUCGGCUCCAGAAAAUAGAGGAAGGUCGCUUUACUUCUCUGAGUGCCUGCCGCUCGUUUUAAUGAGGAGGUGACUCGGGCGCCAAACUAUCCUCUGAAUCAUCCUCGUCAUUCAUUAUUGGUCUAGGCUGGAGAGGAAGAGAGCCUGUACACAAUUCAUGUCCUUGUAUAUUUCUGUCUGGUGUGCCUGGCACCACUGGCGUUGGUGUUUGUGCUGCUGAGGACAAGGAUCUGCUGCCAUCUCUGGUUUCCCUGGUGUUUCCUCUCUAAUCGAGCCUUUUAACACCAGUUCCUCUUGGAUUUUUUCUCUCCAAUCCACAAUUUCCUUUACUGCAGGUCAGGUCACACACUUUUAUUGGGCGAAAAGAAAUCUCAGGACUUAACAGACGCACACCUAAGAUUGGUUAGCUGGAAGAUCUUCUUGCUGUACGUUAUUGGCUGGCUUUUUUUUUUUUUAAAAAAAAUCUUAUUCUGUACUUUUUGAAACAAUCAGGGUACUAUCAAGAUGUCUAGCACUGUUCCAUCUGAUAUGUUUUCCCCCUGUGGUGAGCGCGCUUUGAUAAAUUUGCGCCUCAUUUUGGUAAGCGGAAAAACAAAAGAAUUCUUGUUUUCGCCAAAUGAUUCGGCAGCAGACAUUGCAAAACAUGUAUAUGAUAAUUGGCCAAUGGACUGGGAAGAAGAGCAAGUGAGUAGUCCAAAUAUUCUGCGGCUUAUUUAUCAAGGACGGUUUCUUCAUGGUAAUGUGACACUAGGAGCAUUAAAACUUCCUUUUGGCAAGACGACAGUGAUGCAUUUGGUGGCUAGAGAGACGUUGCCAGAGCCAAACUCUCAAGGUCAGAGAAAUCGUGAAAAAACUGGAGAAAGCAAUUGCUGUGUGAUCCUGUAAAAGCUCUGCUGUAUCUGCUACUUGUGAUGUAUAAUAGUUUUCGUCUUUCAUGCUGCUGGACUAGAUGAGACCAACAUUACUUCAAAUACCAUUAGGACAAGCCUAUCUGAAUCCAUUGAACUGAAAUACUACAUGAACACUGUCACAUUUUUUUUUCCUAGAACAAUGAACACUUUUUUAUUUCUACUUUUUAGGUUGUUGAACAAGCUUAUUAAUACGUCACUUCUUCACUUCUCCAGUGCAUUCUGCUCCAAGAAAAGGUUAACAGUUCCCUUCAACAGGAGUCGUUUUGCUGCCAUAAAAUCAUCCUAAACUUGAACUUUAACCAAUCAAGAUUUCUAGAUGCAAUUUGCACUAAAAACGGUUGACAAUAUAUAAACCUCAUCAGCAAAAGCUCUUAAGUAUUUCAAACACAGAGAAAUGAAUCAGCACUGGAAAAUACUAUCAGCAAUCUUUUUCUGAAAUUCAGUAAUGGUCAACUGAAAGGGGGAAAAAUAAGUACUAAGUAAAUUCUACCUAAGUCAACCUUAGUGGCCAAACUGGCACAAAAUACUAACUAAAAUUGUCUGACUAUAGACAUAGAUAUAUUUUCACUGCAACAAACUAUGUGCCUGUAAUUUUAAAGCACUCUGUAGAGGGCUGUUGAAACUGAUUUUUUUCAUUGAUAUGCACUCUUCUAUCGUAUAUUAGUUGAGUGUUUGUUUAGACAGCACAAAUAAGUGCAGAGAGUGCAUUUCCUAGCCUUAAUAUGGGAGGGGCAAUUUCCUGUAGUUCAUAGGCUUUUAUUAAUGUGCAUAAAUAUUAGAAGACCUCAUUUACUAAUCAAUUUUAUGUCUUUGAAUAUCAAAAAUUAAUGUUUUUCAAUCAUUCUUACUCAUCUGUACCUUAGUGUCCAGUGUCAUGCUUACUCAUUAGUGACUUCAAAGGAAUAAUUAAAAGAAAAAAAGAAAAAAAUAUGAUGAGAUUUUGUUUGUUUAUGUUAUGUGCAUUUGGUAUUAGUGCUUGCAAUUGUAUUGGAAAUCAAAAACUGGUUUUUAAAAGCAUACAUAUUUAGAAAGGAUGUUUACUUCAUAUAAUUUAAAAAAUGAUAUGCUAAAAAAAUGCACAGCACUAAAGCAUGAGUUAGCUUCAUCUAACCCUGUAAAAAAAUAUAAAAGAUUUUAUAUUUUUCCACUAGGGAGAAAUUCUUCCUAGUUGAAAUUACAAAUGUGUAGAAUAUAUUUAAUAAAAAUCUUAUAAAAACAUAACUAUAGAACUUAAAUAUAGAUUGGAGAGUAGAAUAAUACAACAAUAAUCCAUAUAAAUAGCUCUAGGCUUUAAAAAAAAUUGCAGGUUGACAUUGUGUUCUGUACUUGAGUCCACAGCCCUUACAAAUGUUCUGUGUUUUUUGAAUGAUCAACUUCAUUUAAAUGUAAUCAGGUUGUUUUAUUCCAUGUUAUUGCUUUGACAAAAUGCUUUAUAUGCAGUAGGCCUACAAAGAUAUUGUUCAUAAUGAUCAAAAUUAAAUUUGUAUAGAGCAGAGUUUUAAAACAAAUUGUAAAUAGCACUAAACAUUUUCUUUCUGCAACCUGUACUGAUAAAUUCUUCUCUAAACUAAAUAAAAGAAAAAUAUUGUAGUG